GACCAUCUGGCGCGAAGCGCGUCAAUUUCGAGAGAAGCCAUCCCGUCAACCUCCAAUUUCAAGCAGCAAAAAGCAUGGCGGCAAGUGGUAAUCCGUUGUUUUUAGUGGUGGUGUGUGGUGGUGAUGUCCAGCAGUCAAGCUUCCAGUAUCACCUAGGUAGGCAAGACCUUGGCCCUGUUGUGGGUUGAGUGGUGGGUUGGGAAUUCGAGGCUGAUGAUUGCCUGUCCUACGACCAAGCAUGGUAGUGUUUAGUUCCAGUUCCAGCAUUCUGCGUUCACAUCUGAGAUCCUCUAAGACCGAGAUUGAGGCUAUAGUGUCAUCACAAGUAGUAGAUAGACUUUCUGCUUGAGGUUUCGCUUGACUUCCGGCAAUGUGAAGGCGACUUCUUAUCUUCUGCCGUUGGACUUCGACCCCCCUUCACUAAUUCGUAGCAUUUUAGGGCUCCACCCCAGUGCUCGUGUUCCUAGUCUGAACAAAACAGCUGAUAGCGUUUCCCUUGGAAGCAUCGUGCUUAACUUUGUAUCUAAGCCUCGAGCUUUCGCAUUUACUUUCUCACAUGGUGCCAGAAAUUACGAUACAUUGAGCGGGUUAAUAGGUCCAUAAUAAGGCGUCUUGUCAGAACGAAGAUGGCGAUGGAGUAUUUGCGAAAGCUAGACGACGCGGCCUUCGCUACUCAGGAGAUGGACCUGGUUCUAGAGCUGGAGUCUCGAGUCGAGCAGCUAGAGAGUGCAAAUAAGGAGCAGGAGAAGGAAAUAUCGUCGCUAAGAACACAGCUCGCAAUGACCGAGGAGAGCCUUCAGCGCGAGAAGGAGGCGUCGGUGCGUCUCCUGCAGCUGCUGCAGCAGGAGCGCGAGGCACGGUCGGCCAUGGCGGCGGUGAGAGAGGAGGACCGCGUACUUUCGGACGCGGAUAUGGCGGCACUGAUGCACAAAAACCGGGAGCUCGAGGACGUCCUCCGGAGACUAGAGGAAGAUGUGGAGGCGAUUUCGCAGGAGAAAGAUUCUCUGAUGAAAGACCGAGACGGGAUGGCGGUUGAGUCAAGCUCGUUGUGCGAGCGGCUGGAGGAGGCGGAGGCGGCGAGCGAGAUGCUGAAGCGGGAGAACGAGAACCUGGAGGCGGAGCUGGUUGCGGCGCGCAAGUCACGAGACACGUACUGGAACCACAGCAUCGCGCUGUACCAGGAAAAGACGAGGCUGGAGGAGCAGCUCGCGAUGAUGAAUAAGAUCACAAGCACCAUGACUGGAUCCACAGCUAGGCAAAGGGCAGCAGCGCGUCACUCCUUAGCGGGUACAGCAGGCACCCCAACUAAGCAGGGUCCGAAUCGGGGGACCACACCCACGCGCACUCAAAACCAACAUCAGCAGAACCACCAGCAGCAGAACCAGCAGCAGCAGCAGUUUCAAAACUACUCCAACCCUCUCCAGGCUCACAUAUCCUCGAACCCCCCAUUGCCUCAGUUUUCAUCCUCGAAACUAACAGAUCCGCUUGAGCUACCAUUAGACUACUCCUUCCAUGACAUGCAGCCUACAAUGAACCAGCAGUUUCCAGGGCCCCCAGGCGCCCCUUGCUUGUCGCCCACCCGAGCCGACAAUCCAUCUGUGAGGAGCUUAGGCGGGCGAGAAAGCAUGUCUGGAGGUAGAAUUGUCGGAUCAGGGGCAGGGGCAGGGGCUGGGGCAGGGAGUGCGGCUGCAGCGACAGCAUUGAGGAGGCAAUCAGAGAUUCCGAGUGGGUUGAUUCACUCUUCAGGCAGGCAGCUUCAGCAGCAGCAGCAACAGUCACAGCAGCCGCAGCAGAACCAGCAACAGAAGCAGCAGGCAACACAUCCGCCCAGCCUCAUCCCCUCUCCUGCUUCUUCAGCCCGGCUCAACUCCGAACGAUCCUCCAUAUGCAGCUCCCCACGAAGCCCUGUCAAAGCAGGCUCGGGGGGAGGCGGAGGAGGGGGCAGAGCAGGAAGCGGAGGAGGCGGAGGCGGAGGCGGGGGAGGGGGAGGGAGAGGGGGAGGGGGAGGGGGAGGAGGGGGAGGGGGAGGAGGGGGAGGGGGUAGAGAAGGUGGGCUGGAUGGGAGCAGUGAGUUCAUGGAUGAGAAUUAUAAGUCCGGGGUGUCCUGGGGAAGUGGGGGGAACGAUGUGGGGGAGUCAGGAGAGGAGGAGUCUGUGGGGAGUACCACCAUGAUUCCACAGUUCACUGGCAGCAGCAGGCUGCCUGUGCCUAAUGCAGUGAACAUGAGCCGUGCUGGUAGUGGAGGGAAGGUUUGGCGGUAGCAAGGAGAAGUACGAUGCUGUGUAUCGCCGUGGGAGGUAGCGGAAUGAUGUGGGGGAGUCAGGAGGGGGAGGAGUCUGAGGAGUACCACCAUGAUUCCACGCUUCGCUGGCAGCAGCAGGCUGCCUGUCCCGGCUGCAGGGAACAUGAGUCGUGCUGGCAGUGGAGGGAAGGUUUGGCGGUAGCAAGGAAAAGUGAAAUGUUGUGUAAUCACCGUUGGAGCUGCGGAUCGAUGUGGGGAAAGUCAGGAGAGGAGGAGUCUGGCAGCAGCAUGCUGCCUGUCCCUGCGGCAGUGAACGGUGCCCGUGCUGGCAGUGCAGGCAAGGUUUGGCGGUAGCAAGCCUUUGAGAAAAAGAAAAGGCACCGUAUCAGCUUUGGAGGCAGGGGGGGGGAGUCAGGAGGGGAGGAUUCAGGAGGGGAGAACCAAAGGAAUGGGUUCCAGGGUGCACUGGCAGCAGUAGGCUGCCGGCCUUGCCUGUCCCUGAUGCUGUGAACGGUGUCGUUCUGGCAGUGGAGGCAAGGUUUGGCGAUAGCAAGGUACUCCAGGUUUGGCGAUGAUAUUGUGGAGAUCGUAUGCGCUUUCUGCAUAGCUUGCAAUGAGCCCCUACUUUCACCGUCUUCUACAAUUACGACGACCAGUAUGGGGCAGGUCGGUGCAUAUGAAAGGAGUGCGCAGGUAUCAUGGUACUGACCUCGUGCAUCGGGAAUCUUGUGAAUGGUCUCCUCUCUCAGAAUAACGCAAUGACUAGAAAGGAGAGUACAGGGUGAUUUUGUGCUAGUGUGUUAUACCCUCUAAGAAACAUGCGCCUAUCUAGCCUAUAAUAACAUAAACAAAUACGU
This is a messenger RNA of Closterium sp. NIES-67, 3099 nucleotides long. The record is from the annotation of a GenBank genome assembly. NCBI's taxonomy places the organism in Eukaryota, Viridiplantae, Streptophyta, Zygnematophyceae, Desmidiales, Closteriaceae.